Molecule: messenger RNA, 1227 nt
Organism: Thyridium curvatum
Lineage: Eukaryota; Fungi; Ascomycota; Sordariomycetes; Thyridiales; Thyridiaceae
Exons: 1
Coding region: 1-1227 (408 amino acids)
Molecular function (GO): aminopeptidase activity
Source: RefSeq, a predicted model, not a curated record
AUGAGCAGCACUACCACAGUCCCGACCAAGGACUCCGGCGCCCGCGGCCGGGUCCGGGACAUCGUGCCGGGCAUCCACAUCGGCGACUACAAGACCGGCCCCAAGAACGGCAUCACGGACGUCCCCGGCGUCCUGGCCUCCACCCAAGAGUUCCACCUCAACGGCGGGCGCGUCAACACGGGCGUCACCGUCAUCCUGCCCCGCCGCGACUGGUGCACCGACGGCUGCAACGCCGGCAUGUUCCGCCUCAACGGCGCCGGCGAGUUCACCGGCUCCCACUGGAUCGCCGAGACCGGCAUGCUCUCGUCCCCCAUCGUCCUGACCAACACGACCAGCGUCGGCGGCGCCUACCAGGGCAUCUACGAGUACGCCAACGAGCACCACGCCAACGAGUACGGCUUCUGCGACUACUUCCUCGUCCCCGUCAUCGGCGAGACCUACGACGGCUACCUCAACGACCUCGGCGCCUUCCCCAUCACCCCGCAGCGCGUCGCCCACGGCAUCGCCACCGCCUCCGACGCCCCCGUGCCCGAGGGCAAUCGCGGAGGCGGGACCGGCAUGAUCUGUCAGGGCUUUAAGGGCGGCACCGGCACCGCCAGCCGCAUCGUGCCCGGGUUCGGCAGCAGCCCCGACGCCGCCGCCGCCGAGCGCCCCGAGAAGGAGUACACCGUCGCCGCGCUGGUGCAGGCCAACUACGGCCGGCUGAACCACCUGCGCAUCGCGGGCGUGCCCGUGGGCCGCAUCAUCGCCGACGAGCGCGCCGCCGCCGGCCAGGGCCCGCCCGCCGCCGACCGCGCCAAGGACGGCAAGGACGGCAGCAUCGUCAUCGUCGUCGCGACCGACGCGCCGCUGAGCCCGACGCAGUGCCAGCGCCUGGCCAAGCGCGCCGCCGUCGGCCUCGCCCGCGUCGGCGGCUACGCGCACAACCCCUCCGGCGACAUCUUCCUCGCCUUCUCGACGGGCAAUCAUAUCCCGGUGCUGUCCACGACCGACGACCCGAAGCGCAAGGCGAACCCCUUCCAGCCGCGGCCGUUCAGCGUCGACGUCGUCGAGGACUCGACCAUGAACGGGCUGUUCGAGGCGGCGGCCGACGCCACCGAGGAGGCCAUCUACAACGUGCUGUGCAUGGCCGAGACGCUGACGGGCUUGGCGGGCCACACCAUCGAGGCGCUGCCGCUGGACAAGUUGAGGGAGAUCAUGGACAAGUACAUGUACAAGUCUCCUUAA